ACGCGACCAUUUUCAAGCUCCCGAUUUUAAGCUUCCGGUAUCGCACUUUCGCCGAGUAGAUUCCUUAUUCUGCCUCUCUUUGUGUUCCGGAUUUAUAUAGCUCUUCGUAGCAUCCAGAUAUUAACCGUCGCUGAAUCUGCUCGUGAUCUGAGUAACUCCUAUUUUCUUGGGCUCUGUGUUUAGUUCAUCAAGAAGUUCUGUGCCGCGAUAAAACAAAAAUGGCGCUAGUUGUGAUUUGUGGGCAACCUUGCAGUGGCAAAUCAAUAGCUUCUGUAACCUUAGCCGAAACAUUGAAAGAAUCUGAGACAAAACAGAGUGUCAGAAUCAUCGAUGAGGCUUCUUUCCAUCUAGACCGUAACCAAAACUAUGCCAACAUGCCUGCAGAGAAGAACCUAAGAGGAAAGCUCAGGUCAGAUGUUGAUAGAUCAGUCUCGAGAGGUGACAUUGUUAUUGUAGAUUCCUUGAACAGCAUCAAAGGUUACAGAUACGAGCUGUGGUGUAUCGCUCGUGCCGCUGGGAUUAGGUAUUGUGUAGUUUACUGUGACGUGGAUGAAACGCAUUGCAGGCAAUGGAACAAGGAGCGCAGUGAUAGAGGCGAAGCGUCGUAUGACGAUGGUAUAUUCGAAGAUCUUGUGAGAAGAUUCGAGAAACCUGAGAGAAGAAACCGAUGGGAUUCACCUCUCUUUGAGCUAUACCCUUCUCGAGAAGCAAUAGACAAAUCCUCUCCUGUGAUCUCAGAGGCAGUGACUUAUCUGACCAAGACUGUUGAUUCCAAAACCCAAGAUGUGAGGAUUCUCCAACCGAGUAUCGCGACUCAGUCCGCUAGAUUCUCAGAAGCGAACUCUCUUUACGAGUUGGACAGAGCGACGCAAGAAGUCAUCAAUGCGAUCGUGGAACAGCAAGCACUUGGUGGGGCUAUAAGCAGAGUCACUGUUGGCCAAGAGCUACCUCCAAUCGAAAUCUGCAGACCGAUUGGACUACCGGAGCUAAGGAGGCUUCGAAGAACGUUUGUUAAAUUGAUGGGUCAAUCGAGUCUGAGCGGGCCACAGUUACCAACUGACGCAGACAGCGCAAAGAGACGGUUUGUGGAUUACUUGAACAGAGAGUUUGGAGGUAAUAACGCUUGAGAUUUGUGGGUGACAUACAAAACAUCUUACAUUUUGGUUUUCAUUUUCUGAACUCGAGUCAAAUUUCAUCCUUUUUGUUCUUCACAGAAAUUUUGGAGCUAAAUUGAUGUAUCUUUUAUGCAAAGAUAUGAUUAUUAUACAUCGAGUCAAACAGUAUCGUGUUUGUAAUACUGUUAGUGAGAAAAUGAAGUUACAAAGACAUCUCUUUUCAGUUAUGUAAUCUAUUUGUCUUGUUUCUUUAA
This is a messenger RNA of Eutrema salsugineum, 1369 nucleotides long. Its product is annotated as protein KTI12 homolog. NCBI's taxonomy places the organism in Eukaryota, Viridiplantae, Streptophyta, Magnoliopsida, Brassicales, Brassicaceae. The transcript is spliced from 2 exons. The coding region runs from base 219 to 1127 and encodes 302 amino acids. The record is from RefSeq and is a predicted model, not a curated record.